AUGGAUUCAUUACCUAAACCAAAAUAUUAUGCCGAUGUUAAUUUAUUAAAAGGACAAGAUUAUUAUGAUUAUGAAAAAGUGGAAAUUUAAUAUGGAAAUUUGAAUAAUUAUUAAGUAAUAGCAAAACUAGGUAGAGGUAAAUAUUCGGAAGUAUUUUAAGGAAUAAAUACAUUGAAUAAUUAAAAAUGUGUUAUUAAAGUUUUAAAGCCAAUAAGAAAGAAAAAAAUAAAAAGAGAAGUCUCUAUUUUAAUAAAUAUUUGCGGCGGGAAAAAUAUAAUUACUUUAUUAGAUAUAGUAAGAGAACCUGAAACAAAAACAACAUGCUUAAUAUUUGAAUAUGUAAAUAGUUAAGACUAUAGAACAUUAUAUCCUUAAUUAAAUGAUUUCGACAUAAGAUAUUAUAUUUAUGAAAUAUUGAAAACACUUGAUUAUGCUCAUAGUUAAGGAAUAAUGCAUAGAGAUGUUAGAGUAGCUUCAAGAUAUUUUAAAGGGCCUGAAUUAUUAGUAAAUUAUUAAUAUUAUGAUUAUAGUUUAGAUAUUUGGAGUUUAGGAGCUAUGUUUGCAGGAAUAAUUUUCAAAAAAGAACCUUUUUUUUAAGGAAAUGAUAAUUAUGAUUAAUUGGAAAAAAUAAAUAGAGUCCUAGGUACUGCUGAUUUAACGGAAUAUAUAAAAAGUUAUGGACUUAUCCUUGAUAAUAAUUAUAAAGGAGUUUUAGGGAGAUAUGAAAAAAGAAGUUGGUAUACUUUUGUAAAUAAUGAAAAUUAACACAUUGCAAAUGAAGAAGCAAUUGAUUUAUUAAACAAAAUGUUAGUAUAUGAUCACGUAUUUUGA
Messenger RNA from Ichthyophthirius multifiliis, 831 nucleotides. RefSeq lists its product as hypothetical. Gene Ontology annotation, biological process: protein phosphorylation. The record is from RefSeq and is a predicted model, not a curated record. Lineage: Eukaryota; Ciliophora; Oligohymenophorea; Hymenostomatida. The transcript is spliced from 6 exons. Gene Ontology annotation, molecular function: protein serine/threonine kinase activity; ATP binding. Gene Ontology annotation, cellular component: cytosol; protein kinase CK2 complex; nucleus.